This is a messenger RNA of Fonticula alba, 1673 nucleotides long. RefSeq lists its product as hypothetical. The transcript is spliced from 2 exons. Bases 76 to 1599 code for a protein of 507 amino acids. The record is from RefSeq and is a predicted model, not a curated record. Gene Ontology annotation, molecular function: protein binding. Lineage: Eukaryota; Rotosphaerida; Fonticulaceae.
CCUUCCUCCCCCCCCCCCCCUUCCUUCAAUACAUCCAACAAUACCCCCCCAAAACACCCACAAACCCAAACAACCAUGUAUAAAAACGACAACCACCAGAAAAACAAUCCGAAGCUUUACAUGUCUCUCUGGGUACGGCCGACGCUGCUGUCCUCGUCGCGGGCGCUGCCGGCUCGCGAUCCGGGCGCCUGCCCAACGCAAAUGCCGGCACAUGUGGAGGCGGCCAACGCCCUGUGCGACCGGGCGGUGCUGCGCCUGUCCGCCGACCGGUCUGCCGAUCUGCUGGGCUUCCUGCAGGGAGUCACCGCGCAGGACCUCCUGCACCCGUGGACCCACCGGUCGCAGGAGGGCCCGACCGCCGCCGGGCGGCCGCUCUACACGGCCUUCCUGUCGAAUGUCGGCCGGGUCUUGUCGGAUGCCUUUGUGUACCUGCCGCCGGCCGGGGCUGCCCCGCACGACCGGGAUGUCCUUCUGCUGGAUGUGCCCGCGGCCCAUGUCGGCCCGCUGACGGCGCACCUGCGCAAGAUGGCCUUCCGCAAGCGCAUCACCAUCGACGACCUGUCGGGGUCGGUGGUGGUGGCGGCCUCGGUGGCCGGGGCCAGCGGCCUGGCGGACUUGGCCCCGCCGCACCUGCGCUACGGCGGCCGCGACAGCCGGCACAUGUUGCUCGGGUCGCGGGCGCUGGUCCUGCGCGAGGCGGCCGACGCCCCGGACGGAGGCUACACCCUGCCGAAUGCCAGCUUCUGGAGCUCGCGCCCCAAGUGGCUGGCCUUGCAGAAGAGCCUCGGCCUGCCGGACCUCUCGACCAUGGGCUUUUCCGCGGACGGCUCCCCCGGGGGCAGCAUCUUCCCCCUGGAGGCCAAUCUGGACAUGGCUGGCGGUAUCAACGUGCGCAAGGGCUGCUACCUGGGCCAGGAGCAAACCGCGCGCACGGUCUUCCGCGGCGCGGUGGCCAAGCGCCUGGUCCCGCUGGAGCUGUCCCUCGGUGUGCCCAGCCCCCUGGUGGCCGGCGAGCUCGGCGAGGAGGCCGGCGACCUCCGGUGGAUCGACGUCGGCGCCUAUGAGUCUCCCCUGCAGGAUGCCCUGUACACCCUCUUCGAGGGGCAGGGCCCGCUUGGUGGGGGCCAGGCUGCCGGCUCCGCCGCCGGCACCACCGAGGAUGCCCCGCCGGCCGCCGGCCUGUCGCUGGUCCCCUUCGACCUGGCCACCGAGACGCUGGUCGAUAAGCCGGCCCCGCGCGGCGGCCACCCUACCCUGGCCCGGGGGACGGUCCUCAAUGUUGGCAUGUCGGUCUUCCGUACCACUUCCAUCCUCAACCACCAGGUCUUCCGUGUGGUGGCUGCUGACGGCCAGCCGACCGAUAUCUUCGCCCGGGUGCAAGUCCCGGCCGACUGGCCGGCCAACCCUGCGGCCGACGGGUCCAACCCCCUGGCCAAGGGCAUCUUCCCGCCGGGGCUCGAGCCGUACGCCUUCAUCCCGGUCGAGGGGCAGGAGGAGGAGGCCCCCACUGCCGAGGCCCCGGCUCCGCCCAUUUCCCCGAUUGACAGCCCCAGCAACCUGGCUCACCCGCAGGGCUGGGAGACGUUGGUCUCCCUCUGAUAGAUGGCGGGCGCUAUCCCCAAGGUGCGGUCCCACCCCCUGGCAAGAUUCCCCCCCCCCCCCCCCCCCCCCUC